Molecule: messenger RNA, 3464 nt
Organism: Mesocricetus auratus (golden hamster)
Lineage: Eukaryota; Metazoa; Chordata; Mammalia; Rodentia; Cricetidae
Gene: Ifnar2
Product: interferon alpha and beta receptor subunit 2
Exons: 9
Coding region: 280-1905 (541 amino acids)
Molecular function (GO): protein binding; interleukin-22 receptor activity
Source: RefSeq, a predicted model, not a curated record
GCCUCGUCCCCAGAUCGCCAGCCUCCGGUCGAGCCUCUAGGGACCGGAGGCGUCUCCGCACCGCCUGGGUCUCACUCAGGACCCGGGGAAGCCCUGCGGCUAGCCGAGGCCCUCCGGGUCGCGGAGCACCGGCCACCACCCCGCGGUCCCCCCCGCUUUCGGUCUGGGUCGCCCGGAUCGACUCUCGCCGGCCGCUGCCCGCCUGCCGUGUGCAUCAGCGCCUGGAGCCCAGAGCAGCUCCGAGGUGGCCCCAGGGACAUCUCCGAGGGGAUCUGCGAGAUGCGGCCGUCCAGAUGUGAGAGCAGAGAAAGUGCUUACAAACUCACCAGGAUGCUCCCAAGCCACGCCCUCUCCAUCAUCCGUUUGCUCAGCCUGUGUCUCAUGGUGUGUGUGAGCCUACAGUUCGUUUCAUCAACUGAUGUUGAGGAUUAUCCAAAGGAAUCUUGCGAUAUAAAACUGACGUUACGAAAUUUCCGGCUAAUUGUGUCAUGGGAACUACAAAACAAAUCCAUCCCACCAACUCACUAUACGUUUUGGUCCACAAUCAUGAGCAAACUGGAAGACCCGAAGGCUUUGGAGAACUGUACAAAUAUCACGGAAUCCUCUUGCGACGUGACAGAUGAGUGGGGAUACAGAAAUGAGAACUAUGUCCCCAUCGUUGUAAUUUACAGAGGAGACUCCAUGCAGAGCCUCUGUGACAGCUUCGAGAUCACGGCCACAGACACUAGACUUGAGCCGCCAGAAUUCGGGGUUGUCGGCUUUACAGAUCACAUAAAUGUGACAAUGAAAUUUCCACCCGUCACUCCCAAGCUAUUCAGGGAGAGCAUAUGGAAUAUGCUAGUCUAUAGGUCGCUUGUCAUCAAAGAACAGGCGGGUCAGAGCGUCAAGCUGCACAAGCCCAAAAUGAAGAACAUCACUGGGAACGUCACCUAUGUCCUUCGAGACUUACUUCCAAAGACAAACUACUGUGUAUCUGUUUAUUUUGAAGCUGAAAACCCGAAAAACACUAUAAAGUCUCCCUUUAAAUGCACCGUCCUUCAGCCUGACCAGGAAUCAGGACCAUCAGAGUCUGGCAAAGUAGGAAUAAUUACUGGGUGUGUGAUAAUAGUGGCUUUCUUCAGCGCCAUCGUAAUGCUGAAACGGAUUGGUUAUAUAUGCUUAAAAAACAAUUUCCCCAAUGCCCUGAAUUUCCAUAACUUUCUGUCCUGGAUAGUCCCUGAAGUGCCACCAUCAGAAGGAGUCGACAAGUUGGAGAUCAUUCCCACAAACAAAAAGAAGAAGGUGUGGAAUUACGAUUAUGGAGACGAAAGUGACAGUGACGGUGAGGAAGUCCCCAAAGCAAGCGCCACUGGCUACACCACGCACGGACUGAUGGGUAGGCUUCUGAGUCAGGCCUCCGACCCCUCCACCAGCCCCCAGGAGCCCCAGCUUGAGGAAGACUCUGCCACAGAGGAAUCUGAUGCCACAGGGGCUGGGGCUGAGCCAGAGCUCCCCACAGAGGCUGCGAUGGUGCUGGGCCUCGGGCCUUCAGAGGACCCGAGUGCUCCCUAUGAGCGGAGAGAGAGUGCGCUCCAGGACUCCUUCUCCGGGCAUGACAGCAGCUCCAUGAAUGAGCCCGGGGAAAAAGUUAUCUUCAAUGUGAACUUAAAUUCUGUGUUUUUGAGAGUUCUCCACGAUGGCUCUGAAGACGGCUCAGAGGCGUCGUCUCUAGCAGAAGACCCCGUCCACCUAGACGAGGCUCCCCACAGGACAGAGUCAGGCCUCCCGAUGGCUGGUGGGGACAGGACACAGUCACCCCAUCCCAGCAUCUCUUCCCAAGGUCUGUGGACUGAAGAUGGGUCGUCUGACAAAACUGACAGCUCAGACUCAGAUGCUGACAUAGGGGAUGGCUAUAUUAUGAGAUGACUAGCAGCUGGAGCUGAGCGCCUACGGGGGUCUCCUCACAGCCUGGCUGAUACCUUGUGGCCCGCAGCUGUCUGCGGGGGAGGGACUAGGGACCUCUGGAACCCUCCCGGUUCUUGCCAUGGUCCCCUGGGUGCAGACUCCCAGUUUGUGGAUCCGUAUUGUUUACGUGGGUCAUGAGCAUGCCCCGCCCACCCCGUUCCCACAGAUGCACUAAGGGUGGGGCUGCAUUAUGUUUCCCAGGGAACAGUGUUCACUGUGACUUUCAGGGGUAGCCAAGGCCCCCCAUGCCUGGGGUCCUAUCUAGGCAGUAAUUAAAUGGGGGCAGAGAAAAGGAAAGGGAAACUGGCCUAGCAGUGCUUAGCAGGGCUCCUGGGAUGAGCCUGAAGGCGGGUAAGGGGGAGAGAGGAAGGGAACCUUACAGGUGGCGGGAAAUGAGGUGUGGACGAGUGGGCCAGCAAGGUCUGGGUCCUCAGCUGCCACUGCCUGUUCCCACCACUCUGCGAUGUUCACUCAGUCACCCAGAAAACCUCCCACAGCGAUGUGGGCGUGGGGAGAAGCCAUACGAAUGAUCCCAGGAUCCUCCAGGGCGCUCAGAGAGAAUGGAAAUUGGCGUGGCGGGGGGCAGGGAGCGAAAUCUCAGUGCCUGGCGCAUUGUAAGGUUUUCGUCUUUGUUUCUAAGAGCAAAAGCGAGCAUUUCAAGGUCUUCAGAAUAAGCAGGGGACACAACAAGUGUUAGUCCCACUUGGCGAUUUUUAAAGAACCCUGUGUAUGGAUUUGGAUGGCGGUCACUGUGAGUCUCAAAUCAUGGAGGGGCCAGCCAACAAGCGGUUGCCAAUGGGUGACUUUGGGGUUCUUGUGUGGUGUGUAUUUUAUUUUGUUUUGGACAAGUUCUCUCACAUAGGGUGGCCUUCUGGUCGCCCAGCCCCGCCUCUCUAGCACUGUGACUGGUUACAGGAGCGUGCUGUCGUAAGACUGAACCCAGGGCUUCUCCAUACUAGGCAAGCGCUCUACCGGACCCCUCCCCCUUUGUAUUUUUGCUUCACCUCUUUGAGCACCAGUUUCUUCAUUAUGAAAUAAAGGGAAUGACUGGGUCAAGUCAUCCCCACCAUCCUAGAGGCCUGAGACCGAUGCUAAAAAGACCCAAAUGAAGGUGCUGAGCCCCAGAGGUACCCAGGAUGGAUGAAGAAGAGUAUAGGCCCCUCCCAUCCUGCUCCUCACCCCCAAAAGUCAGUUUCUCACACCUUUCUUCUAUUCAAAAAGGGGAAACUACAUGGGUCCUCGCUCAAAGGCUUCUGAUGGGUUGCUCUGUAACUCAUCAAAAGAAGCCCCGUGGGAUGGACCUAUAAAAUCCCACAGGAGAAAAACCCUACACACACAAACUAUCUCCCUUCCCUCUGAAUACAUCUAUCCUCUACCCAGACUCAUUGCUGGCUCUCACCCUUUCUUUUAAGCUUUGCAUAAUUGCUGGAAAAUAGUUUUUAAUGCUUGCACUCAUUUUUAAAAAUUUUGUAUGUUUGAAGAUUGUCAGAGGUUUAAUACAAGAAUACUUUUUUACACAA